Prinia subflava (tawny-flanked prinia) is the source of this 688-nucleotide messenger RNA. RefSeq names its product zinc finger protein 586-like. Gene Ontology annotation, biological process: regulation of DNA-templated transcription. The transcript has a single exon. Bases 15 to 629 code for a protein of 204 amino acids. Gene Ontology annotation, molecular function: RNA polymerase II cis-regulatory region sequence-specific DNA binding; DNA-binding transcription factor activity, RNA polymerase II-specific. Lineage: Eukaryota; Metazoa; Chordata; Aves; Passeriformes; Cisticolidae. The record is from RefSeq and is a predicted model, not a curated record.
AGAGCUCAGACCUCAUGGCCCAUGAACAGCGUCAUGACAAAGAGAGGCGCUAUGAGUGCUUGCAGUGUGGGAAGAGCUUUAGCCAGAACUCCUCCCUGAUCCGCCACCACAGGAUCCACACUGGGGAACGGCCCUACCAGUGUGGGGAAUGUGGGAAGGGCUGCAGAGACAGCUCCAACCUGAUUGUCCACAUGAGGAUCCAUAAUGGGGAGAGGCCCUAUGAGUGUGGGGAAUGUGGGAAGAGCUUCAGCCACCGCUCCAGCCUCAUCUGCCACCAGAACAUCCACGCUGAGGAAAGGCCAUGCAAGUGUGGGGAAUGUGGGGAGGGCUUCAACCAGAGGUCCCAACUGAUCACCCACCAAAUGAUCCACACUGGGGAGAGGCCCUACGAGUGUUCCCAGUGUGGGGAGAGGUUUCAGACCAGCUCCAAGCUUCUUGUGCACCAGCAGAUUCACACAGAUGAGAGGCCCUUCCGCUGUCCCGACUGUGGGAAGGGCUUCAAGUACAACUCCAACAUCGUCACCCACCGGCGCAUCCACACUGGGGAGAGGCCCUACGAGUGUCCCCAGUGUGGGAAGAGCUUCACCCAGAGCUCUAACUUGACCCAACACCUACGGAGACACCGGUAAGGAAAGCCCUGCGAGUGCCCUGACUGUGGGAAGAUAUUCAUGUAUGACUGCAACCUCAU